UUCGGCGGCUCAAUUUCACACAUUUGUCACAAGUUCUGUCGCCUUCGGUGUAUCGUUCCUUUACUUUUUUUGCUUUAUACUUGCUUAAAAGUAUCGAUUUAAAUACCUGGACAGAAAAUGGGUGACGAAUGCGUUGUUCUUCUGGAAAGGGUCCUCGCUGAAAACAAUCGUCUUAGAGAGGCAAUGGAAGAAAGAGAUGCCGAAAACCAACGUCUUCUCAAAAAGCUUUGUUCAAAGCUUGAUGGCGAAAACGCUGAUCCUGUCAUGCCGCGGACAAAAAACAACAGGAAAAGAACCAGGAACGUCAUUAUUACUCAACAGUGUCGAGUAAGUAUUUACAUUAUUCCUGAGUAUGUAAAAAUCCAUACGGUGGCUUCGACCAUGCAAGCGCAAGUUUACUAUCCAAAUAGACCAAAUGCGAUCUCAGUUUCGUGAGCUUAAAAAGCGAACUAAAGCUCAGUGAGACUGCUCAGUAGGGUGAUUUCUUCAUGAAACGUGAAGUGGUUGUUCUCUUUUCUAUCUCUUAAUACUUCGAUCGAUGAUAUUUAAAGAAUGUAGAGGAUUGGUAAAAAUUUUACUUUCAACGUAAGGAUUGCAUUGAACAUGCGCAGUAAACCAGUUGUUUUGCUGCCAUUUUGAAAUUCUCUGGUGGUCGGUACCUCAUGUAAGCCCUACGUAUAAUGUGCUGAGACAUAUAAGGCCCCACAUGUCGAAGUUGUGACGGAUACGAUACUCUUACACUGAUUAUAGUUAGUUGCCAUUGUUAAUGUAGUUGUGUAAUUAUUGUAUUUACAUAAGAAAACUCGCUGCAGUGCUAGUUUUAUACUGGGGUGACUUCUUGAUUUGAUAUUGUGUUAACAUGUUACAUGUACCUAGCAUGUUUCUUUUGUCAUACCUUGACCAACAUGAUGUAGCCUGUGAAUGGCAGACGUUUCUCCUCCCUCAUCGCCACUAAUGGACGUUUCAUGAGGAGGAACGUCUGCGACUCAGCGGCAGAAAUUCCAUACUGAUGAUGUAAAUCAAUGUUUACAUAAUAAAUCCAGUAGUCAUGGGGUUCCAAAUGGGUUUCUCCUGGUCGAUUUUGGUAACGUGUUGUGUUGAUCUGCGAACAAGUCAGGAGUCUGAUAUAAUAUGUAUCGCCUCUUGCACUCCUGUUUUAUAUUUAGAUUCUCCCGAUUUAUCAUGAAAAUCUGAAGACAAGGAAAAAAAUUUCUUAUCUUUUUAGUAUUUUUUGCUGAAUGUGAAACAUUACAUAUUAGACUUUCCUAUCCUAUAAUGUCUCACCAAGUCUCUCCAUUGAAGACCACCGCAGUGUCAAAUGCAGUUAAUGUUGCUUAAGACAAAUUAAAUUUGCCAAAUUUCCCUCAGACCUUUGCCACUGGCUCACAUGUAAGGCACUUGUGUGGGCACCUUUGGUGCUUCAAAUGGGGUUGAAAUCUCUGCCUCUGUUUUGUCAAGUACAAGUUUAUUAAAGAUAAGCAACCUUUUAAUCAUUUUAAAUUUUUUUCCCUGUUUUCUCUGUUACAUAAUCAUUGUAGCAAGAUUUUAGAAAGAUGUACAAGAUUCUUGCUGGAAAUGGCACUUUUCAAGGCUUUGUAGUGAGUGAAAGGUAUAGUUAACUGUAAUUUGUAAAGUAUACUGUCAAGAGUGAUAUUUUUGUUAAUAAUGGGUUGGUUAUACAUAAAGCAUUAUGAAAUCAACAACGGUUAAAGCGUCAACUUGAACAUAGUUUUCCCAUCAUAAAACAACUUCCAUUUCACUUCACACCACAGCAGAUUCAAUAAUAAAACAAAACAGGUAACAUUUUAUCUCUUAUUUAAUUUCCAUUUGCAGUUUACAAAUAAGAGCGUGAGUUCCCUAUGUUAUUGUGAAGAAAGAGAUGCAAGCCCCUUUGUUCUAUUUGGGUGAAAAUAAAGGCAAAUUUCAAAUUAUCAAAAUACAUUCUGUGCUGAGGGGAAUACUCAGUAAUGUGCAUUCUUAAAUGUUUUUUUUUCAUGGCCAGCCAAAAAUCUCUUGGAAAUUUCUUGUGUUUUAAUUUUUUCAAAAACAGAACUUAAAUAUCAAAAAUUUUGUUAUAGUUCUGAUUAAAAAUAAUAUGAUAAAUAUUGGUAACUGAACUUUGCGCAGUCCAAUUCAGUCUGUAAUCAUAUGAGUGAUUAACAAAAUCAGACUCCUGCUACGCAAUCGUCCGAUUUUGUUAACCACUUGUGUUAUUACAGAUCGAAUUGGACCCCUCUCAGUCAUAUUAUCAUCAUGAAUACCAUUUAAAUAAGUGAUUUCUGCAUAUAGAGUUAAUUCCAUUUAUUCUUAUCCCAGAAUUGGGUCACAUGAUCACACCAUACAGUUCAAUUAUGAUGGGAAUGUUUCUCUUAUUUGACACAAUUUAGUUUUACAGCAGAGGAAAAUCAAACUGUGACCAAAACAGUAAUCGAUGCAGUGUUAGCUGAUCAUGGUGGAGACAAAUGCCCCUGGUCUGCAGCUGAAUUAAGAGGUACAUUGACUGCAACACAUGGUUUCAUAAUUGCAGCUCUUGUUUAAUGCUUAACUGUAAGCAACUUACUUUGCAUCCACACCACACUUUUUCUUCCACUUAUUCAGCAAACAAUAAUGUAACUAACAAAAACACUUUGACUCAAUAAGUUGCAUACAACUGUACAGUGUUGUUACUUUUCUAGACCAAGCCCAUGUCGCCAAUACCUAUUGUCCAUAAUUAUGUGUAACCUUUUUCAUUAUUAGUCACAUACACUAAUUCCAGCAAAUGCUUUGUUAUUGUGUCAAUUCUGCAGUACUCUAACAGUACUGCCAUCAGACAAUACAAAUAGAAGAGUCAAAUCUGUAUUAAGCAGUCACCCUCGGAAAAUGGCUAAGUGACCGCUUAAAACAGGAUGACCGCCUAAGACAGGUUGCAAGAAAUGCAGUUCAAAAAAUUCUAUCUCCAUUGCUGAUCAGAUGAGACAUUUGACCUCAAAUAGAAACAUAAUUCAUUUCCAGCUUUUAGUGAUUUGGGAAAAUAAACAACGAAAUCAAUUUAUUAUUGUUGUACUUCGUAUAUUACAUUAUUUGAAACUGUAUGAGCAACUAAUUCAGGGGCACCCAACGAGAAUAUAGUUCAAAACCACUUAAACAUAGAAUUGUUUAACGUAUUUUAGUAUUUAAACGGUAGAUAUAGGCAUGUUUUUAUCCCCUAAAAAUUUUUCAUCUGUUCGGAUUUCCUAGCUGAAAGUCAAGUGAUCCGAAAAUUAUAGGGAUCAAAACUUACCUUUUCGAAAAUUUUAGCCAGAAAAAAGGCUCCCGAAAAUUGUAGGUGACCUUUUUAGGGUAAAAAUCCGUUAAAAAUAGGCAAUUAUACCAUUUUUUAGAUGUCCGAAAAUCCUAGGAGAGGUAGGCAAGCAAGAAAUUUUACAACAAAUGUUCCGAAAAUUCUAGAUCUCAAAUCGUCUUCCGAACAGAUAUUUUUCCGAAAAUUGUCGUUGGGUGCCCCUGCUAAUUGACACCAUGUGACCGUUUAAUACAGACAAUAGAAAAAGUCCCAUUUGGACUUUGCAAAUGAUGACCACGAACGCUUAAUAUAAGUCGAAAUUACAGUACAUCAAGGGAAGUAAUUUUGGGGACUUUGAAAACUGACCGCUUAAUAGAGGGUGACGACUUUAUACAGUGCCACUUAAUACAGGAUCAACUUUAACUUAAUAAUUAAAUAAUAAUUAUUAUUGGAAACUGAGAGGGUGUCUGGAUAGAUGAAGAAACAUGUUUUCACACAUAUCCUUGACCCUGCUAAAAAUUAAACCUGUUACAGGGUUCCCACAGUCUUGUAAAGUCUUUGAAUUUUAGGGAAGUCUUUGAAAAGACCUUGAAUUCCAUUUUCCCUUGAAAAGUCCUUGUAUGAACCCUGUAACUUAGUUCUUUAGUUAACUGUGUAUGUUGUAUAAUCUACUAACCAAAGGUGUUUUGUUUUUUUCAAGGUGCAGCUUCCACUUACUUUAAGAGCAUCAAAGAUUCCUCAGUAAGAGCAAAAAAAGGAAAGUUGGAGGCUCACACUCUCCUUUGUAGGAGGCAAGGGAGGAUGAGAGAUGUAAGUUUUGGUUUAAAUUUUUUGUGAAAUGAAAGUUGGUUCACACAUUGACAUCUGUAUACAAUAUUGUAGCCCUCCAGUCAAGUUGUUCUUAUAUGAACAUCUUUCAGACCGUCACUAUGUGUCCGUCUUACAGAGAUUCAAAUAAAAGGAGUAAAGAAAGUAGGGACUAAUUCUAGGUGUUUUUAGUGUGGUGUCCAUAAAAAGAGAGUUGACUGUACUCAAAAAUCAGAUCACACUCUUCUUUUUUUUCCUAUGGGCUAAUCUUAUUAUAAACACUGUAAAGCAAGUCCAUGUACAUGAUGAAAAUAAUUCAAUGAAACCAUGUUGUUUCCACGGUUCGUACAAUCUUGAAAAGAUCUUGAAUUUUAGUAGUUGUCUCGAAAUGUCCUUGAAUUUGGUUAAAGUCCUUGAAAUUUACUACCUUGUCUACUCCCGACACAAUUUUCUGUAAAUUUAGAUCAUUUUUUUGCUGAUGGUAUUUAAAGUUGGCUCAUCCUCAGUGUAAGAACCUGUAAAACUCGCAGGUAAAAUAAAAACAUUUUUGUACAUGAAAAAUAUUUUGUUUCUACUUCGUUAUUUUGAAUGCUACUUCUGUAGCUCAUAAAUGAAUCCAUGGCGUGAUAUAGCCAUGCAUGAGGUGUUCCAAAGGGGGUUAAAGAAGGCAGAUUUAUUGAAUAUAUCUUGGUCCUUCAAAACUGUUUUUUGUCCUUAAAAAAUCCUUAAAAACUCCAGACCUUGAAAUUUGUUUGUCUGAAGUUGUGCUAACCAUGCAUUUCUUACAUUAUUUUAUUUUACAAACAGAGGUUUGUUUUAUUUGGGUUCAAUACGGUAUAUUUUUCAGGAUUUCACUGUAUUGGUUUUCUGUAUUGACAGUUGAAUCAUAAGAAUUUGAUAUUUAGUCUUUCAAAUAAACCAUAGGUUACAAGUAGAUUUUGGAUAUCAAAAUAACAUUUCUUUUUAUUGCCAUAGGCAAAGAUUAGUUAUCAUUCUAUUUUUAGAUUACUAUUUGGACUUUUUCUUCAUGAAUUUAUCUUGAAACUUAUACAAUGCUUUGAUUUAAGGCAACGUGAAUGCAUUUUUAUGGUCUCUUUUUGUCUCUUUUCUCUUUGGCUACCUAGAAAGUCCAGAGGAGGCUUUCAAUUCUUGCCAAGAUGCCUUGGUCUACAGAGAAAAAGAUAGAAAUACAAAAAGUCAUUGGUUCAUUGGAAUACACAAGUUCCGACGAAUCAGAUUUGUCAGAAGAUGAGGAUGGGAACGUCAUAGUUUCAGCCUAUUUGGUAAAGAAGUUGCCCUGGGAGAGAAGUGCCCUGACAAAUGUCAAAAGGAAACUGGACAGUUCAUAUAUAAAGAAUCUAACCCGUCAGUCAAGAGCUAACUUUGUGGCAAGAAAACCUCAUCCCAGCUCUUCAACUCGGCGCCCACCAUUUGAAGGUCUGGGAUGGGCAGUGCGACUUCCAUCCACUACAUCCACAUCAAACUCCUCAAGCACUGGUUCCUCUGCACCUCUUACUCCCAGCACUACAACUGGAGCAACGGUCUCCACCAGCAACAGAGCACCAGGGACAGCACCAACAACACCAUCCACCAACAACAGAGUUCCAACAACACCAUCCACCAGUAACAGAGCACUAGGGACAACAUCCACCGGCAAUAGACCACCAGCAAGACCACCCACCACCAACAAAGCACCAGGAACAACACCCACUCCAAGGGCUACCUCCACACCCAGAACAGGCUCCAGUUUAGUUCCAAGGGUUACCACGCCCAGAACAACAUUGGGUAGUAAAAAACUAAAAAAGACAACAAAGGACAAUGUUUCAUCCCCAGAGUAUUGAACAAGACACUUAUCAUUCAGAGACAGAAUUAUCUUAGUCACACAAAACUUUUUUUACUUUUUUAUUUAAAAAUGUUAUCUACACCCUUUAACUCCC
This is a messenger RNA of Porites lobata, 6003 nucleotides long. The record is from the annotation of a GenBank genome assembly. Lineage: Eukaryota; Metazoa; Cnidaria; Anthozoa; Scleractinia; Poritidae.